AUGCCACAAUCCAGCGCCCUGAGAGCUGCCUAUAACGCGGCGGGGUCCCGCGAAUACCCCUCGAAUGGGGCUCCCCGAGCGGGGUGCCCCACUUUAAAGUUUAUCCCCCGAACGGAGCUCUCGCCAAAACUUUUGACGAUCGUGAGAUUUCCCGACGGCGAACCAGACAAAUCACCGGAGAAAUCCUGCUGCGCCCGCGAGAACGUCAUGGUCAAACGAAAGCGGUCCGAACCCCGAUUGGAGGAGAACCUACAGAAAUGGGAGAAGGAGCUCGUGCGCGGCCUCAAGGCGGCAAAGGGCUUCGAGAGGCAGAGAUAUGCGAAGCGACAGCGCGAGGCCGAUCCCGAGAAGGCUGCGCGGCUGGAGAGGGAGAUCGUAGUGUUAAAGAGUAUUGACCUCCACCAAUGCGCCCAUCAGCACCUCUGCUCCUCGCUCCUGAGGAUCAAGGGCGUCGCGGAUGCCCCCAACCUCCCCGAGGCCAUCAAGCCCGUGCCGAAGCCCGAUCUGACCGACGACGAGAGAACGGCCCUGCACAAUGUCACGAGCGCCCUGUGCAACCGCAAACAGGUCAAAGAUGUCAUAGACGAAGCGAUCAUGGGGACGUGUAUCGCGUUGCGGGUGCCGAUGCCGGAGAAGAAGGGCAAAGGAAAGGGCAAGAAUGACAGAAAGGACCCCGAACAACAAGCUGACGACGUAAAAAACAAAGUGCCCGCGGAGAAGCCGGCCAAGAAGGCCAAGCAGGCUUCUGAAGAUGAAGAAGAACAAGAACAAGAUGCCGAGUCAUGGGACGGCUUUGGAUCUGAGGCUGGCGAAGAUCUCAAGGGCCUGGCCGGAAUUGACGAUGAAGAGAAGGCUUUCUCACGAUUCGACGAUAUGCUGGGCAGUUCGAGCGAGGACGACGACGGAAAUGGAAGUGACGGAGACGAGGCUGGGGACAGUCGCGCAAAGUCAAUUCGAGGGCCAUCAGACUACUUUUCUGGCUCUUCGGCGGGGGAAGAGUCAGAGGGCGACGACGAAGAAAGUGACGGAGAAGAAAAUCAAGAGGAUGAUGACGAGGAGGACGAUGAAGAAUCCGACGCCAGCGCAAUUUCACCGCCACCAAAGAGGGCCAAAUCCAAAGCCGCCAAGCCAGAGCCAGCAUCCUCUGGUAACUCGACCUUCUUGCCUUCUCUUAUGGGCGGUUAUAUCUCAGGUUCUGAAUCCGAGGCUUCAGAUAUUGAUGUUGCGCCACCUUUGAAGAAGAACAGACGUGGUCAGCGUGCACGCCAAGCGAUUUGGGAGAAGAAGUUCAAGAAGGAAGCCAACCAUGUCAGGAAGCAGCAGGAGAGGUCUUCCAGGGAUGAAGGCUGGGACAUGAAGAAGGGAGCUGUUGGUGGCGAGGAGGAUUCUGGGCCAUGGAAGAAGGGUAUACGCAACCCCUUCGAGAAGAAGUCGGCCCCCGAAGGAGUCCAUCCUGAUCGACAGGCCAACUUUGAUCAGCAGGAGCCAGAGCGUCAACAGAGACCGGAACGACCACAGAGACUGGAACGUCAAUCAAGGCCAGAACGUGAGCAAGGAUCUGAGCGCCUGAACAGAUCACAACGUCGCGCCCAGCUGGCUGCUUCUGGCAGUCUGCCGAUCGCCAAUCAUCAGAGAGACGAAGUGCCGAAGCGCGUAGUCCCCAAGCCGCAGCCGAAACCUCAAAAGGAUGAUGAGGGACCGCUUCACGCAAGUUGGGCGGCCGCCAAGGCAGCAAAGGAGGCUGCUCAGAAGGUUGCCUUCCAGGGCAAAAAGAUUACUUUCGACUAG
Messenger RNA from Truncatella angustata, 1788 nucleotides. RefSeq names its product Bud-site selection protein. Gene Ontology annotation, biological process: maturation of SSU-rRNA. The coding region runs from base 1 to 1788 and encodes 595 amino acids. Gene Ontology annotation, cellular component: nucleus; 90S preribosome. The record is from RefSeq and is a predicted model, not a curated record. NCBI's taxonomy places the organism in Eukaryota, Fungi, Ascomycota, Sordariomycetes, Amphisphaeriales, Sporocadaceae. The transcript has 3 exons.